UGAUAUUUAUUGUCAAAGUUGAAAAAAAAUUGAAAUUUUGAUCAUUUUUCCAAUGAAAUGAAUCAAAAUUAAUAGAUGCUGAUUGAGGUUAAAACAGUAAUUUGAUUAGUAAAUAAUUUUAUUAUAUGAAAAUGAGCACGAAUUCAUCAAUUGCCAAUAAAACUGGGUUAAUGUGGCAACAACAAGUAUUUGCACUUGAUGCAAAAUAUAAUUCACGUAGAGCUUCUGGUCAGCCGGGAUUCGGCUUACUAUAUCUUCGACGACGAAAUCAGCUUCUACGUGAAAAAAACCCAGCAAACACAGAAACUCGAUUAUCAUAUGUGAAAUUAAGAGCUGAACUAUUUAAUUUACGCUAUGGAUCACCAUCUGACUGCGUAAGUUUAUCAUCUCGUGCAUCAAUAGAUGGAAUUUCGGAAAGCAGUAUAAUAAAAGAAAGAUCAAUAAAAAAAUCAACAGCAGAAAGCUUUGCUUUUGCUGGCGUUCAUCAUGUAUUUGAUCAACAUAAAGGUGCGAUAACUUCGCUAAAAUUCGCUAAUAAUGAUCGAUCAAGGCUCUGCUGCGCUUCAUUUGACGGUACAAUCACGAUAUGUGAUGUAACAAGCACGCCACCUAAAAUUUUGGUUCGAUUAGAGGAUCAUAAAAAGGGUGUCACUGCAAUAGAUUGGAGCAUUAGUAAUGAUUUUAUAGUUUCUUCAUCUCUAGAUGCUACUGUAAGACUUUGGGGUAUCACUGAAGAUUCUACUACUGUUUGCUUACGAACUGUAGGCGAUCAAGUUCGAUCCGAAGUACUCUGUUGUGGUUUUGUACCGGCUAAUAACAAUUUAGUUAUCACAGGUAACGCUGUAGGACUUCUUCAAGUCCUUAAUAUUUCAACUGGAAUCUAUCCUCGUGGAGGAACAUCUAAAAUUGGUGGAAAGGUUUUAUCACUGACUUGUGAAGAAAGUGGUGGAUCACUCAUUUGGGCCGGAAACGAUAAAGGUAUUAUUGUAUCACUAAGAUUAGAAUCAGGCUCUGGACGACUAUCUAAGUUGAGAAGAAUUGAAACUGUGGGUAACGCUGCUAUCACAAGCUUAUCUUGGAGAUCAUGGUUAUCAAGAGAUGCCCCAUCACCAACGCUUCUUAUCAGCAGUGCAUGCAAUGCUGUUUUUCUCUAUCGAGUCACCGAUCUUCAGGGUACUCUGAAAAUCUGGAGAAAUUAUCCGUUGAAGCAUAGGCAAUAUCUAGUGAGAUCAACGUUCUGUCCGCAAAUGGGCGCGUGCUUAAUAGCCAGUGGAUCAGAAGAUGGUUCGGUUCAUCUAUUGGAUACCUCACGUGAUGGCAAAGCUGCACAGGUUAAUAGACUACAUGGACAUUCCGCCCCAAUUCUCGCCCUCAGCUUUAACUACGACGAAUCACAUCUUGCUACUGGUGAUCAUCAGGGUCUUAUUAUUAUUUGGCGGAAUUAAAUUAUAAAUAAUUUUUUUUUUUCUAAAUUAAAGUAUCUGAUAAAUUAUAAAAAAAUAAUAUUUAUAUAAAUUAAUCUGUUUAUAAAUUACAUCAACGUAUUUGUACCUCUAUAAAAUCAAAAAAGUUAAACUAGAAAAAUACUAUUUCUAAAACCUUAGUGUUGUAAAUAAAUAAAACUUAAAGAUGGGUUACACAAAAAAUACCAUAAUUUAGCAAUAUAUUAAUCAUCCUCUAUUGAAAUAAUAUCCUACAAAUUGUAGCGACGGUGCGUUCGGUGUUUUUAAUUUUAACAAUAUCUAGCGUAUUAAUAACAAUAGUCAUAAUCGCUAUCUUAAAAUAAAAAUAUUUUAUUCGUUACUAAUCGCUUUACCUGCAAAAAUUACAGUAUUUUGACAUUUUGUAUUCUAACUUUCAUCUGUACAAAGAAAAAUUAUUUCAUUUUUCUUAUUAUUGUUUUCAUAUUAAUAGUAAAGAAGUAAAAAAAACCUUUUUUUUUUCUUUUUUUUUUUUUUUUUUCUAAGACGAUUGUCUGAUGUAAUUUUAUUUCUUUUUAAAAUUAAAUUUUCUACACGUUCCGAAUAAAAUAUUCAAUAUAAAUAAUCUAACAUAAAUAAUCAUUUUCAUGUGAAAUUGAUGUCAAUUUGAAAGAUUAAAAAGUUAACUAUACAUAUUAUAUAUUAUAACGACAAAAAAUAUCAAUUCAACAUAUUUUCUUAAUGUGCAAAUUAAUUAUACUACAAUAUAAAACUCUUUAAUAAA
This is a messenger RNA of Cotesia glomerata, 2205 nucleotides long. Its product is annotated as WD repeat-containing protein 13-like. The record is from RefSeq and is a predicted model, not a curated record. NCBI's taxonomy places the organism in Eukaryota, Metazoa, Arthropoda, Insecta, Hymenoptera, Braconidae. The transcript has 4 exons. Gene Ontology annotation, molecular function: promoter-specific chromatin binding; protein binding. Gene Ontology annotation, cellular component: nucleus. The coding region runs from base 126 to 1445 and encodes 439 amino acids.